CUUGAUCGGCGACGCGCGCCCCUCCCCCACAUACACGCUCACGAGCACAAUCUGACGAAAAUUCAAAACGGCUCCUUUAUGUCAGUUCAGACCCAUCAGACGCUGUUCCACGCUCCAGAAGAGUGAAGGGGAUAGAGGGUGAGCAAAGGAAACUGAGAAAGGAAUCACCAUGACUGACUCUUCCACUAACAUGAGGCUACGACUGCCUCUGUUGUGCAUCAUCUUGGAGGUCAUUCUCAUUAUUCUCUUUGGAGCACUGGUGGAGUAUAACCAUGACACAGAUGCCAAGAAGUGGAAUGAAAAUGGAACCCAUAGUGCGCAUGAGUAUAAGAAUGAAUUCUACUAUCGCUAUCCCAGUUUCCAGGAUGUGCAUGUGAUGAUCUUUGUGGGCUUCGGUUUUCUGAUGACAUUUCUGCAGCGUUAUGGAUUCAGCAGUGUGGGAUUUAACUUCCUCAUCGCAGCCUUUUCCCUACAGUGGGCCACUCUUAUGCAGGGCUUUUUCCAUGGCAUGCAUCACGGCAAGAUCCAUGUUGGUGUGGAAAGUAUGAUUAAUGCAGACUUCUGCACUGGGUCAGUGCUGAUCUCUUUCGGGGCCCUUUUGGGAAAGACCAGUCCUGUGCAACUGCUUGUUAUGGCCGUUUUCGAAGUGACAUUGUUCGCUGUCAAUGAGUUCAUCCUACUCUCUCUCCUUGGGGCUAAUGAUGCUGGAGGUUCUAUGACCAUCCAUACAUUCGGCGCAUACUUUGGCCUAGUGGUGUCCCGUGUUCUGUACAGGCCAACCUUGGAAAAGAGCAAACACAGAAACUCAUCUGUCUACCACUCUGACCUCUUUGCAAUGAUCGGUACCAUCUAUCUGUGGAUGUACUGGCCCAGCUUCAACUCAGCCGUUACAAGAUAUGGGGAUCCCCAGCACAGAACUGCCAUGAACACCUAUUACUCUCUGGCUUCCUGCACACUGGCGACAUUCGCUUUCUCUUCCCUACUCAGCCAUGAUGGCAAAUUGGACAUGGUGCACAUCCAGAAUGCUGCUCUGGCAGGUGGUGUUGCUGUUGGAACAGCUGGCGAGAUGAUGCUGACUCCAGUUGGCUCUAUGAUCGUGGGAUUCCUGGCUGGAACGAUUUCAGUUCUGGGAUACAAAUACCUCACGCCGAUUUUGGAGAAGAAGCUAAAGAUCCAGGACACUUGUGGUGUUCAUAACCUGCAUGGAAUGCCAGGAGUUCUGGGAGCUGUGGUGGGUGCUGUCACUGCUUGCCUGGGAUCCAAGGAAGUUUAUGGAGAUGGAUUUAAAAAAGUGUUUUCUGAAAGUGAAUCUGCUAGUUGGAGCGCUUCAUAUCAGGGUGGCAUGCAGGCUCUCUCCCUGGCUAUCACACUCGGAAUGGCUCUGUUUGGUGGUCUUCUUACAGGAUUAAUUCUAAAGCUGCCAAUCUACGGUGCUCCUAAGGAUACUCACUGCUUUGAGGAUGGUCUUUACUGGGAGUUACCGGGCGAGGAGGAAGAUCACACUGAGCUCACCGAGGUUGCCACACAAAACGAAGUUGAAAAACUGAACAACUAAAUUACCAGUUUUCUUGUUCUUUUGGUGUUGUUUCAUGAUAUUAUACAUGUAUUAAAAAUUCUGUUAACUGUAAUGUUCUCUGCAGGUGCGAUUUAUUUUUCUGAUGCUCUUUAAAUAAACCCACAAAAUUUGUUCCAUUA
This is a messenger RNA of Triplophysa dalaica, 1695 nucleotides long. It is a transcript of the gene rhbg, whose product is annotated as Rh family B glycoprotein. The record is from RefSeq and is a predicted model, not a curated record. The coding region runs from base 170 to 1555 and encodes 461 amino acids. Lineage: Eukaryota; Metazoa; Chordata; Actinopteri; Cypriniformes; Nemacheilidae. Gene Ontology annotation, molecular function: ammonium channel activity. The transcript is spliced from 11 exons. Gene Ontology annotation, cellular component: plasma membrane. Gene Ontology annotation, biological process: ammonium transmembrane transport; ammonium homeostasis.